CAGUACUUUGCCUGCUUGGGCUGCUCAUUGCUGACAACUUUUUAUCCAAAUAUUGCAAUCUUAUCUGUAUGUAACUGCAAUUAUUUGUUUUCAGACGGAAACGUAUCUUUCCACAAUGGCAGUAAAUUCUACAAAACUGGCGUCGACUCGGGGAUAAUAAAUCCUGAAAAAUAUUCAUUAAUGAAAAUAAGCUGAAAUUUUCAGUCAUUUCUGAAAGAUGAACAAAAUAUCUUCAGAGACUUGUUCCGAGAAUACGUCGUAAUGAAUGAGACUGAGCCGAUUAAUUAUGAAGAGUGGCUGGUUCUAAAUAACUACGGAAUACUGCCCGAUACACAAGAGUCUUUGUUCGCGAGGAAAAUAACGAAGCGCAGUACGGCGGAUAACAAGAGACGGUUCGUCAAUACCGUUCGGCAGGGGGACAUAUUGAUUACAGGUCGAGGUAUCGGCGGUCUGAUCGGGCAUGCUGCUAUCAUGACGACAGACACCUGGGUCUUAGAAAUGCCAGGCGGCAGAGGCUGGAGAACCGGGAUCAAAGACAAUAACAGACAGAUUCAAAAACAUAAAUGGUUUGAUCUGCACGCGUCAGAUUGGACAACAGUGUAUCGCUGCCCUGAUCGGGGGGCCGCAAACGAAGCAGCCGUGUGGGCCGAUCAUACUUACUAUAAUCCGUCAGGCGGCAUAAAAAAGACUAAGCACAUAACUUACCUAAUAACUCCUGAUCUACGAUCUACGAAUCCGAGUUAUUGUUCCAAGCUGGUGCUGCAGGCUUACUACUAUGGAACAGGGAGAAGACGGGUUCUGAAAAAUUUGUCUGGUGUAGGGAUUGUCGUGCCGUCUACUAUACCAACGUUUUUCAAUAAUGGCUAUAAGUUAGUUAAUAAAGGGAGAUAUUAGAAAACAAAAAUCGACAAGCUUGAGUUU
Cydia pomonella (codling moth) is the source of this 921-nucleotide messenger RNA. RefSeq lists its product as uncharacterized. Lineage: Eukaryota; Metazoa; Arthropoda; Insecta; Lepidoptera; Tortricidae. The record is from RefSeq and is a predicted model, not a curated record.